This is a messenger RNA of Pediculus humanus corporis (human body louse), 2070 nucleotides long. RefSeq names its product cAMP-dependent protein kinase catalytic subunit, putative. The record is from RefSeq and is a predicted model, not a curated record. The transcript is spliced from 2 exons. Lineage: Eukaryota; Metazoa; Arthropoda; Insecta; Psocodea; Pediculidae. Gene Ontology annotation, biological process: signal transduction; protein phosphorylation. Gene Ontology annotation, molecular function: protein kinase activity; ATP binding. The coding region runs from base 1 to 2070 and encodes 689 amino acids.
AUGGCAAGUGUACCUUCAGGAUCAUAUAAUAAUAAUUCUUCGCUGCUUGAUGAACUUAAAAACAUAAGGAGCGUUAUAAGACUCACUAGAGAAAACAUAGAUGCUUUAAAUGCAAAAUUUGCCAGCUUUCAGCACCCUCCGACAAUGUACUUAACAGAGUAUCAAGAGCUGACCAGUAAACUACAUGAAUUUUUAAUGAAAGAGCAUGAAUUAAUGGAACAGAUUUAUCCAUCUGGUGAUGAUACAACAACAGAAAAUUUAAACUCGCCCAAACAAGUUCCUCAUUCUCCAUUAAAAUCUGUGGUUAGAGCUUUUUUACCCAAUCAACAAAGAACUAGUGUGCAAGUAUGGCCUGGUCUCACAGUCAGAGAAGCUUUAGCGAAAGCAAUGAAUUUAAGAAAAUUAACACCGAUAAUGUGUGAUGUUUACAGUGUUACUUUUAAAAAUAAAAAAAUUUCUUGGGAUGAAGAUAUUUGUAAUGUUGGUGAUGAAAUAGUAGUGCAACUAAUUGAAAAAUUUCCAAUAACUACGAGCAUAUCUCACAACUUUGUGAGAAAAACAUUUUUUUCAUUAGCAUUUUGUGAGUGUUGUAGAAAAUUACUAUUUCAGGGUUUCUGUUGUCGAACUUGCGGUUAUAGAUUUCAUCAAAGAUGUGCAAGUGGAGUUCCACCAUUGUGUCAACAAGUUAGAAUGGAGGAUAUAGCUUAUCAAACUUUGCUUGCCCAGCCCCAAAAGUCUGAGCCUCAAUUUAUUCCUCAUCAUGGAGAGCAUGGGAGAAAUGAGCCUCUUAGUCAGAGGGAACGUUCCAGUUCUGCUCCCAAUGUUUGUAUUCACAUGGUAGAACAGGGAGGAGACUAUGCCGUAUCUGAAAAUUUUAUCGGAAAUUAUUCUCAAGUUAAAAAUUUGAGUAGUCCAGCUGGGGGCAAUGCGAGUAGCCCUGGAAGUAGUCCUACUCAUCAUUUCAAUUCCAGAAGCGAACAAGCUUCGCCAACCAAUACCUUACAGCCGUGGAGGCCUAGAGCAAGAAGUGCUGAUGAGAGUAGCAAAAAAGUUAGACCUCCUAGAGAGACAAUAGAAGAUUGGGAAAUUCCUGCAGAUGAAAUAUUAAUGUGUGCCAGAAUAGGAUCUGGUUCUUUUGGAACAGUGUACAAAGGUCAUUGGCACGGUCCUGUCGCAAUCAAAACCUUAAAUGUAAAAGAUCCGACUCCAGCUCAGUUGCAGGCUUUUAAAAACGAAGUUGCUGUUUUGCGUAAAACCAGACAUGUCAAUGUACUACUUUUCAUGGGAUGCGUUAGUAAGCCACAGCUUUCUAUUGUGACCCAGUGGUGUGAAGGUUCGAGUUUGUAUCAACAUUUACACGUUCAGGAAACAAAAUUUGAAUUACUUUGUCUAAUUGAGAUCAGCAGGCAAACAGCUCAAGGAAUGGAUUAUUUACAUGCCAAAAAUAUCAUUCACAGAGAUUUAAAAAGUAACAAUAUUUUUUUGACUGAUGAUUUAACCGUGAAAAUAGGUGAUUUUGGUCUUGCCACGGUAAAAACGCGGUGGUCGGGUUCGCAACAAUUUCUUCAGCCAUCCGGGUCGAUUCUAUGGAUGGCUCCCGAAGUAAUAAGAAUGCAGGAUGAAAAUCCUUACAGUUUUCAAUCGGACGUGUACGCUUUCGGCAUCGUGUCUUACGAGUUAUUCACAGGACAAUUACCUUAUAGCCAUUUAAAUAAUAAGGAUCAAAUUGUUUUUAUGGUUGGACGAGGGCAAUUGCGCCCAGACUUGACCAAUUUACGUUCUGAUACUCCAAAGGCAUUGUGUAGACUAAUUGAAGACUGCAUAAAAUUAAAUCGCGACGAAAGGCCGCUUUUCAGACAAAUACUAGCAUCCCUGGAAAGUUUAGUGAGAUCGCUACCUAAAAUCCACAGGUCGGCCUCCGAGCCGACAUUAAAUCGAACCCGUUUACAAUCCGACGAAUUCUUAUACAUGUGCGCGUCACCCAAAACCCCAAUAAAUUCACAAUUCGGAGCUUUUCCAUUUUACACCCCCGCAGAAUUCUUUAUUAAAUGUAUAAAUAUUACUGACUAG